CACGAAUUGGAGGUGAAUCGAGGUGGAAAGGGUCGAACCCAACAAUCGGACGAGGACCAAAGGUAUACAGAAACAGUUUGUCGUUGCUCGCAACUAUUUGACUAGCAUGACAUAUAAGAUCAUCACGAAGGUCCAGGACAAGAGCGUCUUUUGUCCAUUUUCCGGAUUCGGAACAAAAUACGUCGACUUUCGCAGACUUGGUCGUCCCACUCUCAUCUUUAUACAGGGAGGGCGAUCCAUUGCUUCGUAAACACGUUGCAGACAAAUAACGAUCGGACGAAUGUCGGAUCGAUCCACCUCGAGUACGAAAACCCGCAUAAAAUCAAG
This is a messenger RNA of Linum tenue, 327 nucleotides long. NCBI's taxonomy places the organism in Eukaryota, Viridiplantae, Streptophyta, Magnoliopsida, Malpighiales, Linaceae. The record is from the annotation of a GenBank genome assembly.